UCGGUUGAUGAUUUCUUAGCUUUCAUGUCACCGGUCUCUACACCAGCCAGCGGGCCCCACCCUGCAAACGGAUCUGUUGAACGCGAUUUAGCGCAAUGUAUUGUAUUUCACGUCCGCAAGUUAGCUUGCAAGGGAUUUAGGAGGGCGCAGGGAGGUCCAUUAGCGAUCGCAGGAGGGGAAGAAAUCGAGGAGCUUGUGUGAUAAUAGCUUUUAUCUCGACAAGCGGAAUCACUUGCGAUGCUUCUGAGCUUUGCAUUUGCCCGCAUGUUCGAGUGGAGAUGUAAAUUUUAGAUUUCUGUGUCUUGUAUGACAAAUUUUCUGCUGUCAUCAUGUAUUCUUUGUGAAAAUACUGUUAUAGAGCACAAAUUCAACUGUUGAGUUGGCCGGAUUUGUGGGAUCCGAUUUAAUUUAAGGAUUUCAGUGCAAGGUAGAUUGAUUUUCGGCAGAUUUAGCUUCCGAUUCUUUGUUCGGAAACGCUGGAAAGGUGGAUGGAAUUUUUAAAGGAUCUUCAAUGAGUAUUGGCGAUCUUUGAGGAAUGCUGCAAAGAAAAAAGUUUGCCGAAGGAUUUUAUUGUUCAUACAUGUCAAACAGUUAGAGAAUGGGCCUAUGAAUGGAAUUUCAUCGUGUUCAAUAGGAGUGGCAUGUUCCAUAGGAUGUGUUUGUGAGAUUCGACAUUGGUUUAAUUUGCCUUUUGUGGUGACAAAGGCUGCUGGUCUGGCAAGGUAUUUCGUGUUAGGAACUUGAUGAUUACGUGGCUUUAACUCUCAGUGCGAGCUGUUGCUAAUAUUUAACAAUGGAAACUCUUGUUCUUCCUGCACAAGAUCAAUUUGCCCAUGCGCAUAACCAUAGAUUAAUUGGGGCAGAAUGCUAUUCACAGAAUAAAUGUGAAAAACAGUGGGAAAAUCCCGCAGUUAAGUCAUCCCAGCAACAAGAGAGGAAUACUAAAAUUAAUGGCUCUGAAAGAGGUUUUUCUUCGAAUCCAGGUAAGUUACACCAACACGAGAAGAGUUGCUCAUCUUCUCCAGUUUUUCCAAACGAGAAGCCAAUUCUUCGUUCAUAUACUCCAUCAGUUACUUUUCAUGAAGGAUCUGUCACAUCGCCUGGGAGGAGAUGGCACAGUACUCCCUGUAAAUUAUCCUUUGAAAGCAAUGAUUCUUCAAUCCAAGCAACCGACCAAGGGUUUGUAUUUCCACGCCAUCCUCGGCCAUCAAAAUAUGAAAAUGGAAGAACUUCAAGAUCGGAUAUGAAGAACAGAAGUUUGUGUCAUUCUGCCAUGAAUAGAAAGAGAACUGGUUGUGAUUGGAAACCUGUGGAAACUGGAUCACAGAAUUGCAGAGCAGUUCCCAUUCCUAAACAGAGGUCAGAAAGAAAGUCUCCUAAUCCAAGUUAUGAAAUAAACACGAGCAAUGAGGUCUCUUCAAUCUCACCACCACCCUCUCCAACUGAGAACUGGGCGGGGCCUGCAUACUCGAAUUCCCCUCCACCAAGCUCAUUGCCAUUUCCCAAAUUUUCAAUGCGACAAAUGAGAAGUGUUUCCUUGGAGCCGCCAUCCACAAGCAGCGAAUUCAGUGAUGCCUUGAGUACUGAGGCUUUAUGCACAUCAUCCUGGUCAGUGCCUACUUCUCCUUCAAGAGAAGUGACGCCUGUAGUUGUACAAGGCUUUGUAGCAGAUGUUGCAUCUGCCACCAAGAAUUUAAAGCGGAUCUUACACCUGGAUCUUGGUGAUUGAUAAGAAGAAAGAUUCAGAUGGAUAAUUGUAUAGUUGUAGAUAAGUGCAGUAACGGUGCCUCAAGUAAUCUAUAAUUAACAAUGCUCCCUGGUAAUAGGUUGUAACAGUGAGUGCAUAACAUGAAGCCGUGACAUGAGGUCACUAGACUUGCAACUUGUACAGAUUGCCAAGCCUUGUGAAUGAGGAUAGUGAAGGGUACUUUUCACUGCUCUUUGCCAUUGUAUGGUACAUGUCAGCCAAGAGUUUAAAAAGAGAGAACCAAAAAAAAAAAAACAGAAAAAAAGAAAAAGAAAAAAUAUUAAAUUUUCUUUCAAGUAGGUGGUUAGAGCACUCUUCAGCAAAGACAUAAGACUGUUGUAUAUGCAGAUUGCAUGAUCAGUACUGGAGUUAUUCAGGACAUGGAUUGCAUGAAUGUUCUCAAUUGCCUGGAGGAUCAAUAUAUUUCCAGUUGUACAAUAUCUGUAAAGUGGGAUGACAUUUCGGCAUACCCUGUUGUAAAUUUCCGUCCGCUUGAUAGCUCUGAAGAGUUCUAGCAAACAUGAGGAGGAAAGACAUGCUCACUUUUGGUGUUCUUAAUUUGCCCGACAUGCUGCUGUUUUUGAAUGAAAGAAAUUGUUGGACAUUGCAUGGCUUUUCUACUUUGAAGUAACUGUCAAGUUUUUGGACGGUUCCCUUGUUAUAUUUCUCCAUAAAUACUUCCAUACCUUUCUAUCUUUUAAAAUAGAGCUCAAUAGAGUAGAGCUCUCCUCCACUUGCAUAGCCUCUUUUGUUUGCUCAGUUUGGAAGUUCUUUCAUGGUUUAAGCCAAGUUACCUUUAUCAACCACCUGGUUCUUUAACCUUUUGUAAGUUGUCUCGUACCCUGUUUCUAGCAUUCUGUGAAGUUAACAGUCUCUCUCCCCACAUUUCCUAGUUUUUGUAUGGAAAAUGAAAGGGAUAUAUAAAGGAGAUCUGUGUUUGACUGGUUGUUAUGAUUCUCAAGUGAAUGGCUUAACCUAAUAUAUAACUGUAGGUUACAUGGUUAGACAUAGGUACUUAGGGUGCUUUCCAGGAAAAUCUGUCUACUUCCUGGAGUUUCGCUUGGAAACUUAGGGUGCUUUCCAGGAAAAUCUGUCUACUUCCUGGAGUUUCGCCUUCAAAUAUAUAGCUCUGCAGGGAUUACAGAAAGCAUCGUUAUAUUCAAGGGCAAUUGCAUUGCCACAUCUCCCGGGUACAAGGUUAUCACCUUCACGAACUUUUGGGUACAAACCGUCAACAUGCUGUAUGUUAUUGUGAAACUUCAUCCACAAUGUCCUUCAAUGUUGUCAAGGAUGUUGGAAGGGAGUUCAAAAGCAAAGUGGUGUCAGCCCGUGGUGCAAGUUCUACCCUUGUUAUACUAGUGAUAGUAGAGACAGGUCGACUACCAUUUAAUACAUAAUGCCAUGAAUGUAAGAUAUGUUGCAGGUCAACUACCAUUUGAUACUUAAUGCCUUGAAUCUUAGUUCUUUCAAUAAGGGACUAGCUUCAAUGCCUACUAGUGUGCAUUGUGAGUCCUGCUGAUGGAUAUAAUGUAAUAUCCUUCGACAGAAGAUUGACGAGGUUGUUUCAUUUUGCAUUAUGUUUAUAAGUCCUAGGUCUUUAGCUGUUUAGCUGUUUCUAGAUGGCUCUUUAGAGUGAAGGUUCACAACAGUUUUUCAGAUGUUGAUUAGAAAAAAUAAAAAUCCAAGAAUGCGUACUGGAGGCUAUAGAACCUGAUUAGCAUGACGUGCUCAUUCUGUAAGGGCUUAUAGGUGAUUGCUUUACAUGUGGGUAAAAUAUGUGUCUUGAAGUUGUCUAAUGGUUAUGGUUUUGAUGUGGUGUAAUUUAAAUUGUCAAUGUCAUGAAUUCGAGUGAUGUCUUCUAUAUGUGCAUGCCAAGGACACCAUUGACAAAUUAUAAGAAACGUGUGAAGGAAUAUCAAUUUUUUUGUUUA
Cryptomeria japonica (Japanese cedar) is the source of this 3678-nucleotide messenger RNA. RefSeq lists its product as uncharacterized. The record is from RefSeq and is a predicted model, not a curated record. The transcript is spliced from 4 exons. The coding region runs from base 794 to 1729 and encodes 311 amino acids. Lineage: Eukaryota; Viridiplantae; Streptophyta; Pinopsida; Cupressales; Cupressaceae.